UCAACAUUCACCAGAACCUGAGAAUCUCAGACCGCUCUUAUCCAUCUCGCAGAAGCAGAGGAUUGUUGUUGCGAUAGGAUCUGCGUCGUUUUCGAGCUACCGAUUCAAAGAGGAAUUAUUAGACUUUUGUUCGCGGGGAGAAGCCAGGCGGACACAUUCAUAACACGCCGGGGAGGCUCACAUACAAAACUUGUCCUCGAGAUAGGAAUCUGAACAACCUCGCCAGCGUCGAUACUAGAUUGCCACACUAUCGCCCUCGAUUGACAUAGAUUGGCAUUGAACAAUAGAUUUAGCUCAUCGCAGACCUCUCGCUUUGCGUGUCUACAUCGUGUCAAGAGCUUCUUCUCCCAGGCAAUCGAGGCAAUACCGCACGGGAAGCUCGUCUGAGCGGUCACAUCGGCAUCUACACGACAGAUCAUCGCUAUGUCGGUCGACUCAACGCCACCGUUUGACAACGUUGGCCUCGGCUCGUCAUUUCCGCCUGCUGAAUCGACGAGUAUGGACAUAGCUCCUCCUCAGGGCGAAGAAGCGAUCGACUUGGACAGCUUGGUCAGGGAUGAAGCGAUGAUCGGGGAAGGAGAUCGACCGGCAGACGACCAGGUCGAUAGCCUUGGCUCGUCGGAACCGCCUGCCCAGGUCCAUCAGCCGGUACGAAUACAGGGAUUUGAACCACAUCAACCUUCUCCGCAGGCAGGAAACCCGACGGGUUAUGUGGGCGUACAAGGAUAUUCGGGAGAAGCAACCAGCGCGUUCCGUGUAGGAGCUUCUCCGUUUGGCUCGAACGGGGAAUCUUCCGCAACAACAAGGACGAACCCACCAGCAGUGACUCACGACGAAGGUUCUCCUGAAGUCGAGGUCGUCGGAGAGUCGGGACCUUCCAUGACCGCUCAACCUGGUCAUCCUUUUCGAGCGGACUAUAGUCAAGUGAUGAACCACCCUCACGCCCCGCCACAACACCCUUUUUACUCUCAACAAGGCCCGUCUGCUUAUCAGAAUGGCACAUCAGCGGGCUUCGUUCCUCAGGGAUAUCACAGCCACUCUCCUCAUCCCAACGCCUACCAAGUCUCCCACAAUGUACAUGCCAACAAGUUCUCUGGGCCACCAUCACCUUCGAUGCCUGCACAAUCGUCCUCUUCAAAUGGAGUCGCCAUCGAUCUUACCAACGAUGACGUUGCCUCUCGCUACUCACAGCCUACCGAAGUCCAACCCCCCCAACCUGCUCAACUGGACCUGACAGACCGUCGACCAGUGUGUAUCGGCUCGGUAGAUACGCAGGCGUUGAUCUUGUACCCGAUCUCGAUCAUGCAAAAGGGGAGCAACCGGGACGAGCUCCUUCGGUCGGGAGACUUGAGGGUGGAUCAGGGUGGAGAGGAGUGGCUGAAAGUCAAACUCAAGUUCAGGAAGGGCAAGGGAGUUGGACAGGCGGCAGGAGCUGCGGGGGAUGCUGGAAGUGGUCAGAGCGCGGACACGGUGAUCAACAUUAUGAGCUCCAAGCAAACGGUGGUCAUCGGUGUUGUCAAUGGGCAGGUACACGCGAUGUUCGCUCCGCUCAUGGCCAAAGGUCUGAUCAGGCUCGAAGGAUAUAUCAAACGAGGCAAGCUCGAGAACAUGUUCACGGCGGUCCUGAAUAUACUGUGCUUCACGUUGCCGUCUAACGUGACGUACCUCGCCGAAUACAUGGCCAAUAUGUCCAACUUUCUGGAUCACCCUCUGCCGUACUAUAUUCCCGAGAACCAUUUCGAUUCGCCCAUCUAUUACAACCCGCACAACCCGCCCGUCGAAGGAUUCCGGGCGAUGAGGAAAAACAGGCUCGACAUGAUGAUGGGUCGAGGCAUGAUGCAGCAGCAACAACAAAAGACGAUCGAUAUCCAGCGAGAUCAGGUGGAUCAGGUGUUUAUGGCGCUUCCCAGCCAUGACGAUCUUCCGCCGACCGAUCCGGGGGAUAUGAUCAAGACGAAACUGUUCCCGCAUCAGUUGAAGGCGAUCACAUUCUUGCAACAGCGGGAAAGCGAACCCGCUGCGAUCAAGGCGGCCUCUGCAGCGUCCAAGGAGGAAAUCGAGAUCGUCGACGUUGACGCCGAGAUGACCGAGGAGGAGAAGAGGAAGCAGAUCAAGAGGAUGCAGAAGAAGGCAGAAAAGGAUACCAAGAAGAAAGGUGUCAACAGUCUGUGGCUGCCAAAGUACGAUAGUUCGGGAAAGAAGAUCAAGGGGUGGAAGCACUUGGUCACUGAUGAGACGGUCAAGGGCAAGGACAAGCCCGUCGAGGCUAGGGGCGCUAUCUUGGCAGACGAGAUGGGUCUGGGAAAGACCUUGUCGAUCGUCAGCUUGGUUGCCUCGACCUUGCCAAGCGCUAGGAAAUUCGCUCACGUCUCUUCAAAGGAUGAGCCGAGCGAUUCGGAAGGAUCGGACGGCGAUAACGACGAUGACGCGGGAGAUCUCGACGCUUCGCAUUUUGCCGGAUCUGUAUAUGGGAUGCCUUCAGAGGAGACCAAUAGCAAGAAGCGGAAGAGGGAGACGGGUUAUAAAUUUACGCCAGACAAGAUCGCCAAGCUUGAACGUAAAGCUCGGAUGGACAGGUUGAGGCUGAAAUCCCGAGCGACCCUCUUGAUCUGCCCCUUGUCCACCGUCUCGAACUGGGAGGAGCAGAUACGAGAUCAUUGGAGGGGUAAAGUCCACGUCGUAGGUGCGUCGGACAAGGGGAAAAAGACGGAGAAGGCGCAGCCGGAAAAGGGUGACCUCAAGAUCUACAUCUAUCACGGCAACUCGAGAAAGAACGACCUCGAGUUCUUGGCAGACUUUGACGUCGUUAUCACGACAUUCUCCGUUCUGCAAACCGAGUACUCAAAGCAGAUCAAGACAUCCGAGGGAGAGAAGAGUUAUUUGGAAAAGUCGCAUAUUAACACGGCCGCUUGCUCCUCGGCUGCAACGCCGAGCACUUCCGACUUCGGUGCCGAUGACCACGAAGGCAACGAUCUUGAUGGCUACGGUCAAUCGCUUACACAAGGACAUGAAAAGCCAGAGGUUCGUGCUGAGAGAUUGAGCCUUCAGCGCAACUCGGGAGACGCAAAGAAAAAGAACAAGAAUAUGGACAUGGACUUGUUCGGGAAGAAGACCGCAUCAGAGGUAGUCAGUCCGCUGCAAGCUGUGGAGUGGUUCAGGGUCGUGCUCGAUGAGGCUCACUUCAUCAAGGAUCCUACCACGGUUGUAUCCCGAGCAGCGUGCUAUCUCGAAGCGCAGCGCCGGAUCUGUCUUUCCGGAACGCCGAUCCAGAACAAGCUAGACGAUAUCUGGGCGUUAUUCAAGUUCCUCCGUCUGGCACCUUUCGACAAACGCGAGGUGUGGAACAAGUAUAUUAUGGAAUAUGCCAAGGCAGGCAACUCACUCGGAGUCGUGCGACUGCAGACCAUCCUCAAGCACUGCACACUGCGACGCACUAAAGAUUCCGUCAACGAUGACGGAAACAAAAUUCUCGAUCUGCCUCCCCGACAUGAAAGAAUCGUCAAGCUCAAGCUCUUGGAAGAAGAGAAAAAGAUAUACGAUCACCACUUCAUGCAGGGGCAGAAGCAGUUCCAAGAAGCCAACGAGGACGGCAGCAAAGUUGACGUCGUCAACAUUUUGCAGCAGAUUCUUCGUCUGCGACAAAUCUGCGAUCAUCCAUCGCUACUCGACACGUGCAUUGCCGAGGAUUUGGAAGAGGAGAUCAUGGCCGAUGGACUGAUGGAUCUGGAGACGGCCAAGCAAGCUAUCGAAAAGGAUGGUAUCAACCUGAGACGCGCCCUCGCCUAUAUUGCAAAUCUACGACCGGAAGAGCCUGCGUCCUGUGCGUCCUGUCAACACAGUUUCAAUGUGGCGGACAUCGUCAAGGAGGAUCCAGAGGGAGAGGAACCUGCCGCCAAGACGGCGAAAGGCCCCAAGCGCAAGACAAAAUCCAGCUAUCCCAUCUUGACCAGGUGUUGUCAUCUCUACUGUUUGGUGUGCUUCAAGAAGCUUGUCUUCCCCGAUUGGCCCAAGAAUGCCCUCAAUGCGGGUCGAACUUGUGGCUUGUGCAACAGGGCUCUUCGACUGGGCAGAGACGUGAUCGAGGUUUCGCCUGGAUCCACUGUCCUCGCAGAGAACGCGGACGGUAAAUCCAGGUCAAGACGGCGUCGGAAAGUCGACGACGACUUCCCUUACUCGGCCAAAAUGUUGGCACUACUGCACGACCUGCUCAAAAACUCGGCCGUCAACCCACAGUCUGAAAACUAUGAUCCUAUGGCCGACGUCACCGAGAUGGAUGAGAAAGGGCAACCGGUGGUGACGAAAUCCGUGGUCUUUUCGCAAUGGACUUCCAUGCUCGACCUUCUCGAAGGUAUGAUGGAGAAGCAUGGCAUCGGCUGUGCCCGAUUAGAUGGAACGAUGAAGAGGGAAGACCGCACGGAAGCUAUGGAGCGACUCAAAUCGGACGCGAAAUGCGAAGUCCUCCUGGUGUCCCUGCGGGCUGGUGGUGUGGGACUCAAUCUUGUCGCGGCCUCUCGAUGUUAUCUCAUCGACCCGUAUUGGAAUCCCGCGGUUGAAGCACAGGCGAUCGAUCGAGUUCACCGUAUGGGUCAGAAGCGGAAUGUUAUCGCUACACGAUACAUGAUCGAAGACAGCAUAGAAGAGUCGAUGCUCAAGAUUCAGGAGCGAAAACGAGAAUUGGCCAAUAUGUCGCUCAAUCAAUCGCUCAGCAAGAAGGAACUUCACGACCGCAAGAUGGACGACUUGAGAGAGAUAUUCAAAAAGUAGAGUGGUUGGCGGCGAGCAUCACUCCUGACAUAUAAUCCAAGUUCAGCCAUCAUACCUACGAAAAUAACGAAUCUGUACGAACACAAUGCCAGCGUGAAAUGUCAUGAGUUUGGUUAGGAA
Filobasidium floriforme is the source of this 4884-nucleotide messenger RNA. RefSeq names its product putative DNA repair protein RAD5. The transcript has 10 exons. The record is from RefSeq and is a predicted model, not a curated record. NCBI's taxonomy places the organism in Eukaryota, Fungi, Basidiomycota, Tremellomycetes, Filobasidiales, Filobasidiaceae. Bases 424 to 4764 code for a protein of 1446 amino acids. Gene Ontology annotation, molecular function: ATP-dependent chromatin remodeler activity; ATP binding.